This is a messenger RNA of Cyprinus carpio (common carp), 1501 nucleotides long. RefSeq names its product E3 ubiquitin-protein ligase RNF182-like. Lineage: Eukaryota; Metazoa; Chordata; Actinopteri; Cypriniformes; Cyprinidae. Gene Ontology annotation, biological process: protein ubiquitination. Bases 523 to 1290 code for a protein of 255 amino acids. The transcript has a single exon. The record is from RefSeq and is a predicted model, not a curated record. Gene Ontology annotation, molecular function: ubiquitin protein ligase activity.
UGGGAAGUCUGUGAAUGAAGCUAAAAAAUCAGGCAAGCCUUUUCUGGAUUAUUAGUUUCCAUGACAACAACGUGAGCCAGUUGAAAUGUCAGACAGGUAGAUGACUCACAAUGGGGCAUGAACGCGGUUAAAUGAUGCAUGGAAGAAAACACAGAGAGGUUUGGACAGCCAAAAAGGAGUUAAAUCUACUGACGUAAACAACAUGGUUUAGCCGAAGGCUCGUGCUGUUUGACCAGGACGCGUGUCUGAUGCUUUGAUUGAGGUGUGAUUCCCGCCGCGUCCCGCAUCUUUCCGGAUCGGUUCUGGAGGAGAGCAAUUAAAGCAUUACAUCACCGGAACAACUCGGUUAAUUAUUUACUCAACGUGCACGGAGAAUACAAUAAGCGAUUUAAAAAAAAAAAGGCCUGACACAAAAAUGUCAGGGUUUACCGGCGUACGCUGACGGGAUAAAGAGAAGAAAAGGCUGCUCGCGUGACUGGCUCGCGUUCUUUGUGUGGAGGAUGUGAGGCAGCGCGAGAUGCCAUGGCAGCGGCGGAUGCAGCAGCAGCAGCUAACGGGCCGGAGCCUCCCGGUGUUCCGGUACCCAAUGCGUUUCCCUAUGAGGAAUACGAGUGCAAAAUCUGCUACAACUUUUUCGACCUCGACCGUCGGGCGCCCAAGAUCUUGGAGUGUCUGCACACGUUCUGCGAGGAGUGUCUCCACGCGCUGCAGCUGUGCGAGGAGCGGCCGUGGCGCAUCAGCUGCCCCGUGUGCCGCCACCGCACGCCGGUCCCGGACUACCGGAUCCAGAACCUGCCUAACAACACAAAGGCGACGGAGGACUUCCCUCUGUACAUCGACUCGGACCCCGUGCCUCAGGAUGCUCUGCCGCCUCACCGGCCUCCGCUGCACCCGGCGCUCGUGGCGCUCAGGCGCGAGGAGGACGCGUCCAUGGCUGGUCACGCGACGCCGUCCACCACGACGGUGUCCACCGCGACCACGCUGUCCCAGGACUCGGUCUCGCGCUAUGAGAGCUGCCAAAACUGCAGGCGUCUCGCGCUGACCACCGGAUGCGUGUGCGUCAUCUUCUCGUUAUUGUCCAUGCUAGUGCUGCUCUUCAUGGGCCUCAUUUUCGUGCACAGCCACGGCGGGCCGCCCUCGCCCGCGGGACCCCUCUGCCUGUCGGUGGCCAGCAUCCUCGCCAUGGUGUCUGCGAUGGUAACGUGGCUCCUCUACUGGCUCAAAGACCGCCCGGAGCACGAGACGGGCCGCUCCUCGGCCACCACUAACGCGAGCCGGAGAAACGCGUGACAGGAGAUGAGCACCGUAUGACAAGCGUUUAUUAAUACCAGUUAGUUUCUCUUCAUGUUACUAGUACUUUCAGUAGGCUAUCUUUGGUUAAACUUUAUUUUAAGGUGUCCUUGUUACAGUGUAAUUAUACAUAUAAGUACUAAGUAAUAGGAUAUUUACUAUAUGUGACCCUGGACCACAAAACUAGUCAUAAGGGUACAUUUUUCUGAAA